CGCGCGCACAGGCGCAAGGGGACGGCGGGCAGCCGCCUCGGGGCGGGACGGGGCGCAUCAGGCACGCGCGAGGGCAGCCCCGGCGCCUGUCCCAGAAGCCCCCGCGCCGCCGGGGUCCUCGCAGCCCUCCUGGCCUUCCGCCGCACGUGUCUGCAGCGCGAUGCCCAAGUCCAAGCGGGACCAGAAAGUGUCCCUCACCAAGACUGCCAAGAAAGGCCUGGAACUGAAACAGAACCUGAUAGAAGAGCUUCGGAAAUGUGUGGACACCUACAAGCACCUUUUCAUCUUCUCCGUGGCCAACAUGAGGAACAGCAAGCUGAAAGACAUUCGCAAUGCCUGGAAGCACAGCCGAAUGUUCUUUGGCAAAAACAAAGUGAUGAUGGUGGCAUUGGGCCGAAGCCCAGCUGACGAGUACAAAGACAACCUGCACCAGGUCAGCAAGAAAUUGAGAGGGGAAGUUGGUCUCCUUUUCACCAAUCGCACCAAGGAGGAAGUGAAUGAGUGGUUCACAAAAUUCUCCGAAAUGGACUAUGCCCGGGCCGGGAACAAAGCCACUUUCACCGUGAGCCUGGACCCAGGGCCACUGGAGCAGUUCCCGCACUCUAUGGAGCCACAGCUCAGGCAACUGGGCCUGCCCACUGCCCUCAAGAGAGGUGUGGUGACCCUGCUGUCUGACUACGAGGUGUGCAAGGAGGGCGACGUGCUGACCCCCGAGCAGGCCCGAGUCCUGAAGCUCUUCGGGUAUGAGAUGGCGGAAUUCAAGGUGACGGUCCAGUACAUGUGGGAUGCAGAAUCGGGGCGGUUCCAGCAGAUGGGAGAGGAGGAGGAGCUGCCAGAGAGCGCGCCCGAGUCUGCAGAUGAGUCAGAGGACAACGAGGAUGACAGCUGAUGCGUGCCGGAGCUUCUGAGCUCCUGUGGACGGGACUGUGCAGGGGUGCCACUGCCUGGCUGUGUCUGAGGCACGGAGGGAUGUUAGGGACAGACUUUCUCUCAUGACCAGGAUUCUCCCUGCAGGCAGCACAAGGGACUUUUUUCAGAAAAGAAAUAGCCUUUCUUUUGUGUCAUCUCGGGGACCUCCAUACACAAACCUCCCACUUAGUGCUCCAGCCCCUUGGGCAGUGCCAGGCCCAGCCACCAUGACACAGGGAUGCCUGGGCACACCCUCUGCUUGGGCUUAGCCUCCGAGCCACGUCCCCAGCCCAACCCAGAGUGGACUGCAGCACUGUGCAGUAGGUUAGGGGAACAACUCAAGUGUCCAUCAGUGACUGGGAAAAGAUAUGACAAGUAAUAGCCAAAUUUCUAAAGUGAUCACAAAAUGACCCAAAGCAAGAAAACCUGGGGCAGUAGUACAGUGAGUGGAGUGCUCGUCUUGAUGUGUUUAUCCCAGACUUGAUCCCUGACACCUCAUAGGAUGCCUUGCGCCUGCCAGGACUAAGCCCUGAGUACAGCCAGAUAUGGUCCCAAACCCAACAAUAAGCCUAAGAGGUAAUUGCUGGGUUACAUGGUAACUUGAUUUUUUUGUGUGGGCCUUAUGUCUGGCUCUGUGUGCAGAUGGAUCACUGUUGGUAGUGCUCUGGGAACCAUAUGCAGUUCUAGGGAUCAAACCAGGGUUGGCUGCAUGCAAGCCAGUUGUCUUUUAAUCUCAAGUUCUCUCUCUGGCCUUUUUGAUCUUUUGGGGAACUGACAGCUUAUUUUCCAGAGCAGUUGCAUCAUUUUACAUUUCUACCACUUAAAUGUAUGAGCUUUCCAA
This is a messenger RNA of Sorex fumeus (smoky shrew), 1750 nucleotides long. RefSeq names its product MRT4 homolog, ribosome maturation factor (gene MRTO4). The transcript has 8 exons. Gene Ontology annotation, biological process: rRNA processing; ribosomal large subunit biogenesis; nuclear-transcribed mRNA catabolic process. The record is from RefSeq and is a predicted model, not a curated record. Gene Ontology annotation, molecular function: RNA binding. Gene Ontology annotation, cellular component: preribosome, large subunit precursor; nucleolus. NCBI's taxonomy places the organism in Eukaryota, Metazoa, Chordata, Mammalia, Eulipotyphla, Soricidae. The coding region runs from base 161 to 889 and encodes 242 amino acids.